This is a messenger RNA of Schizophyllum commune H4-8, 474 nucleotides long. RefSeq lists its product as uncharacterized. The record is from RefSeq and is a predicted model, not a curated record. The coding region runs from base 163 to 420 and encodes 85 amino acids. The transcript is spliced from 2 exons. Lineage: Eukaryota; Fungi; Basidiomycota; Agaricomycetes; Agaricales; Schizophyllaceae.
UGAGCCAGAAGAACACAGUCCGAAAUCCUCGGCCAACCAGUCGAUAAUACAAAGGGACGCCUUAUAUAAAGCUCUCCUCGUCGCCUUCGCACCCAUCUGUACCGCCCUUCGUAACUUCUACCUCGAGGAACCGCACAAACAAGCACUCUACUACCCGUCUCGAUGCGCCUCCUCGUUGUGAUUGCCAUAUUCAUCCUCCUCGCCGCCCUCGCGCGUGCACAGUUCCCCAUCAAACCUGCAUGCGCGCAGCGCUGCGCCGACCAGUCCUGCGGCUUCUUGAGCGACGAGCCUGAUUCGGAGAGGGUCUGCGUGUGCUUCGUGCGCGACAAGGAGGUCGAUGGAUGUAUACAGAAGACCUGCUCGAGCGCAGACCAGAAAAAGGCAUCACAGAGUCUGCAGAGCCUAUGCAAGGAGGAGUAGGCUGCCCACCGUUGCUGAGAGAGCAGGGAAUCGAAGUGGCGACGCGUGCUGAAG